Loxodonta africana (African savanna elephant) is the source of this 4075-nucleotide messenger RNA. It is a transcript of the gene MAPK8IP2, whose product is annotated as mitogen-activated protein kinase 8 interacting protein 2. Gene Ontology annotation, molecular function: JUN kinase binding; MAP kinase scaffold activity. Gene Ontology annotation, cellular component: cytoplasm. Bases 74 to 2527 code for a protein of 817 amino acids. The record is from RefSeq and is a predicted model, not a curated record. Gene Ontology annotation, biological process: JNK cascade; regulation of JNK cascade. Lineage: Eukaryota; Metazoa; Chordata; Mammalia; Proboscidea; Elephantidae. The transcript is spliced from 12 exons.
CCGAGGGACGCGCGGGGCUGUCGCUCCGUCCGCCCCUCCCCCGCCGCGGUCGGGAGGCCUUUCCCCGGAGAAGAUGGCGGAUCGGGCGGAGAUGUUUUCUCUUUCCACCUUUCACUCGCUGUCGCCACCAGGCUGCAGGGCUCCUCAGGACAUAAGCCUGGAAGAAUUUGAUGAUGAAGAUCUCUCUGAGAUCACCGACGACUGUGGCCUCGGCCUCAGCUACGAUUCAGACCACUGCGAGAAGGACAGCCUCAACCUGGGGCGAUCGGAGCAGCCACACCCCAUCUGCUCCUUCCAGGAUGACUUCCAGGAGUUUGAGAUGAUCGAUGACAAUGAAGAGGAGGAGGAGGAGGAGGAUGAAGAAGAGGAGGAUGGAGAUGGGGAGGGUGAGGAGGGAAGCCUCCCCAGCUCAGAUGAUCCUGCCCCAGAGGCCCUGAUCCCCUCUCCCUCUGCCAAUGAACCCCACAAGCACAGGCCCACCACUCUCCACUUGACUACCCUGGGAGCACAGGACUCCCUGAACAACAAUGGAGGCUUCGACCCCGCCCCCCCAGCCUCCUGGCAGGAGACCCUGCUGUGCUCACCCCCACAGGAGUCCCUCCAAGAGCCCCCCGGCGCCCUCGCGCCCACGGACACAAGUCCCUACGGGCCACAGUCCCCAGCGCGCCCAGGCUGUGACUGCGAAGGGAACCAGCCCGCGGACUCCGCAGCGCCAGGCGGGGCCUCGCCGUCCUCAGACCCUGGCAUCGAGGCCGACCUGGGGAGCCACUCGAGCGGGGGCCGUGGGGGCAGACGCAGCAGCCAGGAGCUGUCCACUCCGGGCUCCGACUCGGAGGACGCCGGCGGCUCGCGCCUGGGCCGUAUGAUCUCGUCCAUUUCGGAGACCGAGCUGGAGCUGAGCAGCGACGGUGGCAGCAGCAGCAGUGGCCGCUCUUCGCACCUCACCAACUCCAUUGAGGAGGCCUCGUCGCCGGCCUCGGAACCAGAGCCCGAACCCGAGCCCCCGUGCGAGCCCCCGCGCCGCCCCGCCUUCCUGCCAGUGGGUCCCGACGACACCAACAGCGAGUACGAGUCCGGGUCCGAGUCGGAACCCGACCUCAGCGAGGAUGCAGAUUCGCCCUGGCUGCUCAGCAACCUGGUGAGCCGCAUGAUCUCCGAGGGCUCCUCGCCCAUCCGCUGCCCGGGCCAGUGCCUAUCGCCGCGCCCGCCUGGGGAGUCCACGUCGCUGGCGGGUGGGGACACCGAGGCUACUGAAACAGCGGCACAAGUUGGUGUGGAGCUGGUGGACAUGGAGACGCUGUGCGGGCCGCCCCCACCCACACCCCCUGCACCCACCCGGCCCAGCCCAGCACAGCCCGGGCCCUGCCUCUUCCUUAGCAACCCCACGCGAGACACCAUCACACCGCUGUGGGCUGCGGUGGGCCGCGCUGCCCACCAGGGCCGCGCCUACUCAGCUGCCUGCUCCGAGGAGGAAGAGGAGGAGGAGGAUGACGCAGAGGACAACGCAGGGCCGCCUAGGAGCGGGAGCACGGGCCCCACAGUGCCGCGGGAUGCCUCGCUGGUAUAUGACGCGGUCAAGUACACGCUGGUGGUGGAUGAGCACACCCAGCUGGAGUUGGUGAGCCUGCGGCGCUGUGCUGGCCUUGGCGAGGACAGCGAGGACAGCGGAGGUGAGGCCAGCGAGGAGGAGGCCGGGGCUGGGCUGCUGGGCAGCAACGGAGGUGUGGACCUGGAGGAUGCAUCACCGGACAGCCCAGACCUUACCUUCUCCAAGAAGUUCCUCAACGUCUUUGUCAACAGCACAUCUCGAUCCUCCAGCACUGAGUCCUUUGGCCUUUUCUCCUGUCUGGUGAACGGUGAAGAGCGGGAACAAACCCACCGGGCUGUCUUCAGGUUCAUCCCUCGUCAUCCGGAUGAGCUGGAGUUGGAUGUGGAUGACCCCGUGCUGGUGGAGGCCGAGGAGGAUGACUUCUGGUUCCGUGGCUUCAACAUGAGGACAGGGGAGCGAGGAAUCUUCCCUGCCUUCUACGCCCACGCAGUGCCCGGCCCUGCCAAGGACCUGCUGGGGAGCAAGCGGAGUCCCUGCUGGGUGGACCGAUUCGACGUACAGUUCCUGGGCUCUGUGGAGGUGCCCUGUCACCAGGGCAAUGGCAUCCUCUGUGCAGCCAUGCAGAAGAUUGCCACAGCCCGGAAGCUGACCGUCCACCUGCGCCCUCCUGCCUCCUGUGACCUCGAGAUCUCCCUUCGGGGAGUCAAGCUGAGUUUGAGUGGAGGUGGAACUGAGUUUGAGCGCUGCAGCCACUUCUUCCAGAUGAAGAACAUCUCCUUCUGUGGCUGCCACCCCCGCAACAGCUGCUACUUCGGCUUCAUCACUAAGCACCCCCUGCUGAGUCGCUUCGCCUGCCACGUGUUUGUCUCCCAGGAGUCCAUGCGGCCUGUGGCGCAGAGUGUGGGCCGCGCCUUCCUGGAGUACUACCAAGAGCACCUGGAGUACGCCUGCCCCACAGAGGACAUCUACCUGGAGUAGCUGCCGCCCUCCUUCUCCACGCUGCCUCUACUGCUCCGGGCCAGCUGGGCUGAGGGGGUCUCAAGAGGCCUCAGUGGCUUUGGCAAGGACUAGGGGCACGUGGGACCUUAUGUUCAUGGGGUCUCUGGACUCCACUGGGAACUCCUUCCUCAUCCUCGUUCCCCAGACACAGCCUUUGGGGGCCACUGGAGAGGAGACCUCGGGUCUGCCCUGUCCCUUCCCCCCACUCUUUUCCUCUGACCCAGCCUUUCUCUCUGUGUCACCUUGUCCCUGUCUGCCCCUUGCAUUCUGAUCCUCUGUUCUUUUUGUGUGUCCUUCUGGGCCCUCUCUGUGCCUGUAUACCUGCCCUCUGCCCUCUGCCCUCAGGGUCGGCUCGGGGGCAAAACUGGGGCUAUGGGGGAAGGCAAGACUCUGGUGGCUGCAGACGUCGGCUCCCAAGUAGCCCCUGCCCCCCAUAAUUUAUAAAGGAAUUUUAAUUUUUAUAGAGACUCCCUAGGGUUCACCCUGUCCUUGACCACAGAGACAAGGAGAGGCCCUCACCUGCCCCACUUGGAGCUCAGGGGAAAGCAGGGGGAGUCCCCCAGAAGAGCCCUGGGGGACUAGGAGUGGCUCUUGAUGCCUACCCCAGGCUCCCAGACCUGCUAGAGGAGGGUGCCCCCGGGCCCAGCUCGUCCGCUUUGCGCUGCUAGCACCCCGGUCCAGUACGCCUGUACCCGCCCCAUGCUGUAUGUGGGCCCUGCCCACCAGCCUCAAUAAACUCUGCUUGGUGUGACCCUGGCUGUUCCUCAGGGGGUGUCCAUGCAAGGACCGAGGCCCCAGGAUGCCUGGGGUCAUGGGGGUCACUGAGGAAGACUCUCCUCCAAUGCUGGGUCAGGUGCUGUCCAUAGGGAGCGUCCUCAGGGACCCUCCUCAAAGUCACUUGAUGUACUGGCAGGGAAACUGAGGUGAAGAGGAAGAGGCCCCAUGGAGGCAGUACUAGGGCAGGAAGGGUGUGAGGGGGAGGAGGAGGGGCACCAUUAGGCUCACAUCAGUGGGAGGGACGUGAACUCUGUGGAAAGCAAUCUGCUUGGAUCUGAAAACAGGCCUUUUCAAAGCUCCCCCUGGUAAGCUGGAAGAAACAAGGGAUGAAUAUUCCACUUGUGCCCUAGAAGACUAGAUGCCACCCCCAGAUGAGCCCCGAGAUGGGUCCUCUCCCUGAUCCGUGGCCAGCACAGCACUGGGGUCACUGGGUCCCAGCGAAGGUCUGUGAGUUGAAAGGGUGAGCUCAGGAAAGCUGAUGCUGCUGCCAAUGAAAACUGUACAGCUCUUCACUCAAAUUAAAGGCAAGCAACUGAGGAACAGGUACAGCAUUGAGUGAUACGUGGUGUGCAGAAUGCAGCCCCUUGUCCUGCAUCCCGAGCGAGUGACAUCUGCCCUCAUGACUACAUGAGGGCUGCUGUGCUGCUGACCAUCGUGCUCAACUUCUAGGCAGGAGGAAGGGGCAAAGGAUGAAAGGCAAAAGGGGCAGGCAACCGGUGUUGCAGAAGCCCCCCGUCUUUGCUUAGACAA